UCAUCAGGCCCUUCUCACAUUAUUAUGAUGACAGUAGCUGGGAUCUGCAGCUUCUUGAAAUAAAAGGAUUUCACGCAACAACUCCCAUCUUCAAUGCUAGAUGAGGGCUCAACAGUGAGAGCUGAGAGGAACAAUUAAAUCUAUCUAGUCAGUUCUGGUCUAGUGUACUGUUUUCCCUCAUGCAUACCAUUUUCAAUAGAGAUGUUCUGUAAGUGAUUAUCAGGAGAAUAAUGAUCUACCACGUUGGAUUUUUACAUAUUGAUGUAUUUGUUAAUGUGUAGUUACGGUUGUCUGUAGCUGAAAGUUGGGGCUCAGGACAAGUUUGUGCCCUCUGUAGCUCUGGUGUUCAACAAGUGCCAUUCUUUUCCAUUGAUGAAUCUGCUUUAGUGCUACUGUCAACGUGGUAUCAAAUUUCAUCAUGCCAUUUUGCUGUUACUUUAUAUAAAUAUAACAAGCCCUUGUUAUGCCCUGGCAUCUUUAGUGUGCAUGGAUCAUAUUUAGUUCAUUCAACUUGGCUAUCAAGGAAGCGCAUCUAUACUUUCUAUCAAUGCUUGAUUAUAGUUUACGUUGUAUCUUCUCAAUGUUCGGUGCUUUUAUAUGUUCAAGGAACUGAUGGCAAGAGGCCAAAAUCUUCGCGAAAAGUUGCAAGUUUUUUUUUCUUGAAGUUGGCCCUGUGCACGUAAAGCAUCAAGAUUUCAAGAAUUCACUUUUUGUUUCUCAUGCUGCGGAUUGACUGAUGCUGUUGUAUAUUGUGGCUCCAAAUACAUUCAAAUGGAUAUGAACUAACAUCUUUCAUAUUGGAUAUAUUAAACAACAUGGUUGUAAUAUACAGAGAAUGCACAUAACUUGCAUAUCCGGAUGAUAGGGCUUCAAAAGCUGUGUUAUCUUUGCUAUUUUGCCAAGUGAAAAUGAAAAUAGAAAUAUAUGAUAUGUCACGUGUUUGCCACUCUUCAAGAGGAACAAGCUUUCAUAUUAUAAGAUUGUGUGUGCAGUCUUUCCCCUAGGAUGUUCCAUCGAGAAUUCAACUUUCAAGUACAUUUUCUUGACCUACAACAGACUUCAGUGAUUGUCCAAUAAAAAUUAUUUUCUCAAAAGCUUGAAAACUCGGUUAAUAUCAAGAUGUCUGUGAAGAUGGAUCAUUUGACGUUGAACGUGAAGGCACUGAUAACGUCGCCUCAGUUUAUGAGGAAGGCUUACAACACUCCAAAGAUUGUCAUCAACAAUGAGGAAUUGGACCUGUCAGGAAGCAGGAAUUCCUUACACGGAUCGGACUACGGUUCUUCUCCUGGUUCCCAUCUUGGACUUCCAUCGUCACCCAGGGGAUACCCAGACGGCGACCUAACUCUUAGGCCGCGGAGCAUGAAAACAAAGCGCGGUGGGAACUUGGGUGAACCUCCUGCCAGACCUGCUAGCGUGGCUGUUAUGUCCAGCGGUGGACCGCUGACCGCUGGAUAUCGCCUAUCUAAAAGCAACUCAUCGACCAGUAUAAACUCUGUCUCUGAUUGUAUGGAGACACAGAUUGUUAAUCAGGAGGAGAUCCUCCAACUCACCAGGGAUGUCCGCAACUUCUCGGAGGCACUCAACCAACUCAAGAGUGUCUUCAACCACGAUGGUGGAGAACGAACCGAGACCAUCCGAGUGGCUGCCCACGAGAGGCUACGAGAUCUUCUCAACAUCCUGCGAGGUAUCCUGGACAAGUAUACUGCUCUCAAAUCAACCGAUAUACACACAGCAGCUGUUGUACUCAUAGCCCAAAUCAAAGGUCUGACAAGCAAUAAUGAAGAGAAAGACAAAGGACAUUUCUUUGAGGCAAUUGAUGCCUUGGCACAAGCGUUCAGUAACAGUGUUACCGAGUAUCUGAUGGGCGAUACUGAGCAGGCUACGUUACAUCUAGGAUAUCCGGCUUCUAAGUCAUGUGAGAGCUUGGUAUCACUGAACAGUAAUCCAGACUACAUCGGACCAGCCUAUACCAAAUCAGAUACAGCCAGCGAUGUCAGAGAAGGAAGUCAAUUGAAUUCAGAAGAGAUUGACGCGUGGUUGAUGAACCUAGAAGCAGGAGUAGACCUCGCCCUGGAACGAGCUAAGGCCUGGUCUAAAUAUGCCAAAGAUGUCAUCCUGUAUGUAGAGAAGAGAGUCCAUCUUGAGAUGGAGUUUGCAAGAAGUCUGUCAAAACUCGCUGCUACAACUCGUCCAAUACUCAGAGAAGAGACGUAUCUUCCUUUCCAAUCAACGUAUCUCAUGUCACUAGAACAUGACAUUGAAUACGCCACAAACUGCGAGGCUACCUACACUCACAUACAAGGCCACAAGUUUGUUGAGCAAUUAGAUGCAAGGAGGGCAGAACACGACAAGAAAAGAAAAUCAAUAAGGCUUCAAUGGAAUACGGUCAAGAAAGAAAUGACUGAAUGUCGCAUGAACCUCGAGAAGUCACGUCAGCUUUACUACUCAAGAUAUCACGAAUACGAGAGAGCGAAGGAAGCCACAGCGAAGAUAGAGAACGAAAUGAUGAACUCGAGUGGAGGAACUCACCAUCCAAAGUUGGAUAAAAGAAAGAGGGCAGAAGACGAAGCCUUGGGGAAGGCGCAAGAAGCAGAAACAACGUAUAAAGCCUGCGUAGCAGAGACUAACAACAAACAACAAGACAUGCUACGAGUCAAGCAAAAAUUGUUGGUACAACUCAGAGAAAUCAUCUUCAUGUGCGACCAGACCAUGAAAGCAGUGACACAUAGUUACUUCCAGAUGCAACACACACUAUCUGCGCCAGCACCAAUACAGUUUCAAACCCUUUGUGAGCAGAUCCGGUCUUACGAACCCGGCCUUCAGUUCAGCCAUUACGUCAAACAUCACAAGAGGUUCAUGACGGGGCAUGCAUUACAAGACACAGAGCCGCUGGUGUUUGAGCCGUAUAACAAUGCGAGUUCGCUGCAGAGAGAGAGGAAGACAAGCUCGCAGUCGUACGAUAGCUUUGAGGAUGAUAAGAUGUUCCUUCGUAACAGGUCCGACUCCGGAUCAAGACGAUCGGAUAAAUCUCAGAGGAUGCAGGCGUGGCAGGCCCAUCCUGUCAGUGACUCUGAGAGUAUCAGCGGCAGUUCUACCAAGUCAGCAUCGCCAUCGGCUAGUCCUAGGAAUGGACCAAGGGUCAUCGGCAGGGAUACGGGGGGUGCGCUCUCCUCGGGCGAUGAGCUAGGGGACGACGCCCCACCUGUUGUCGUCAACAGCAGACCCAACAGACUGAUUGAACCGAUUCCAAACGCAUUCAAGAACUUGACCCUCUCCAAGGCUGCCCUGACGCACAUGAUCAGGAAGCUCCGUACCCCAUCGAAGUGCCGCGAGUGCGAGAGCUACGUCUACUUCAACGGGGCGGAAUGCGAGCGGUGCGGACUGGCUUGCCACAAGAAGUGCCUGGAGUCCCUGGCCAUCAACUGCGGUGGCAAGCGGCUCAUGGGCAAGAUGAACGUCUUCGGGGUGAACUUGUCGGAACACCUGAGGGCGACAGGCAGGGAGGUGCCCUUCAUCGUGACCAAGUGCAUCUCAGAGAUUGACAAGAAAGCUUUGCAAGUCAAGGGUAUCUAUAGGGUUGCAGGGUUAAAGGUCAAAGUUGAGAAGCUGUGUCAAACCUUUGAGAACGGUGCCGACCUCGUUGACCUCUCGGAGAGUCCCCCACAUCUCAUUACCAGUACACUCAAGCUUUAUCUGAGACAGCUCCCCGAACCACUGUUGACCUUUAACCUUUACCCAGACUUCAUAGCAGCAGCCAAAGAGUUCCCUCAGAAGGAGGGUGUGGUCUAUGACGAUGCGGAGGUCAUUGCCAGGUUCAAGCAGGUCGUCAACAAACUCCCCCAACUCCACCACAACACAGCCAAAGUUCUCAUGUAUCACUUAAAAAGGGUAUCGGAUGAACCUCUGAAUCACAUGUCUGGUAGUAAUCUUGGCAUCGUCUUUGGACCAACUCUACUCAAACUAAGAGAUGCUAAUGCUUCGUCACUGGAUGCACUCAUUGACAUGAACCACCACACGAGGGCGAUAGAGCUUAUGGCGUUAUAUCCAGAGAUCUAUGGACCUCAAGAAACACCGGUCGAAGACUUCCAAAGAGAUGAGGCUCAUUCUCCAAAUGAUAUCCACAGAGGUCACGCUCUGAACCAAAGUUCAAACAACUCAACCCAUCUGACGAGCUCCACCGCCACCCCGUCUCCGUCAUCAUCGUCACAUUCCAUGGGGUUCACCUUACCCGGGAGCAGCGAGGAUCAAGGCGAUCAUCCGGACAGGAGGAGAAGGAACAGACACGCCCAACCUGUCAAGAACGGACACAGCAGUGAUGAGGAUGGUUCAGGAAGUGAUGGUGAAAGUCAUCAUAUCAAAACACCCCACUCACCAAACAAACCAACUCUCCUGCAGCUGUCGGGCGGAUCAUCACAGGAGAGGUCCGGUGAGCCAGGAGGGUACAUCCCCAGCGCCUAUACCAACCAGCAGCCACAGAGGAAGGGCGCAAGUGCGACCACGCCCUCGUCACCAGGAGGCGACGCUACCAGUCAAAAGCAAGCCAAGGGUGGCCAGAAACUGGACCCCGGAAAUCCCGACCAGACGACGCAGAGGCGGCGAAGCAGGGAACCUCGGUUCGUGUGACGCACCGAAGAAAAGUCCUCUAUGGUUCACAUGAUGUUCUUGUUUCGUGAGAAUGGUUCCGAACAUUAGGUACCAUUUGCAAGUCAGGGAUAUGCCAUGCUUCCUUCUAAUGAUGUAGAAAUCGCCAUAUCAUGUGACCUUUGAACUUUGAGUCCAAGCAGCAUGGCCAUUCUCCCAUGCAUGCUUUUAUAGAUUGAAGGCUGGACCUUGUCUCGAACAUUCAUUGAUUAUCAUAAUAUUUUAGGAUCCAAUCUUUUUUUUUUUAUUUAUCUAUUAAAAUCAUCUCAAGCUUAAUGUAAGUUUAAUAACAGAAAACUUGUAUAUGAAUGAUAUUGGAAUCUUCUUCCAGCGGUGGUUUUGAAACGGAAAUGUAUGGUACAUUUGCCUAUAUUAUGAUAGUUGCCAGAGAUGUAUUUUUUGUCUCAGAAAGUAUAUUGUUGAUUUAGUAUGCUUUGUAUGAACAGAUUGGUAUGAAUGUAUGUUAGUGGUUUAGAAUGAAAGACAGAGAGAGAAAAUGAAGGAGAAAUACAGAGAGGGAGAGAGAGAGAGAGAGGGAGAGACAAGGGGAUAAAUACAGAGAAAGGGAGAGAGAGAAAGAAGAGAGAUAGGGAGAAAGGCUAUGUUGAAAACAAGAGAAGAAAGUGAGAAAAAAAAGAGAAAAUAAUAUUUAAACAAACAGAACCCUAUUCUCUUGUAUAUGAUGCAAUUUGGAGAAAUUUGCAUAGAAGUAUCUGGGUAGUGUUUCGUAAAACUGUUCGUGAAGUUGCACACAACUUUCCUCAAUGCCAAGUCAGCUACAUAGGGAUGUAUUUUAUAAUAGCAGAAAGGGAUAUGAGUUGUGCGUAAAGAUGUUCGUAACUUACAAACAGCCUUAUGAAACCGGCCACCAGAAUAUAUCUUCAUGUCUAUAGGAGCUAUCAAUUGAUGUAGUGCAGUAGGAAUUCUGAAUAAGUACCAGUUAUUGCCAGCUUUACCAUAUUUCUACUGCAUCUAUUCUCACCUAAAGCUAUUUCCGAUGUCUUCCACUGGUAGCAGCUAUCAAAUGUUUCAUUGUUUUUAACUCUUUUCAAGUGAAUACAUGCAUUUUAGUUGAGAAAUAUGCUUCUGAGAUUUCUGUUGGAAAAAAUCCAGCUCUGACUUUGGUUAGCUAUAUAUAAAAUAGAGAGUUUUCGCAACUACCACUCAAACGCUUUCUGGAACAUAAGACAAUCUAUUUUCAAAAUCACUUUAUGGCAAAGCAGUCUUUUGGCGCGUUUCUGCAGAGAAUGGUGAAAAACUGUAUAUAUUUUCCGGUAUCGAAAAACCGUAUCGUCCUUAAACCGACCUGUUUCUUCAGAGCAAAUAAUCCGAUUAACAGGGCAAUAACCACCUCCCAGAGGUGGUUAUGAGGAACCGUAUUUUGCACGAUGCGGUUUAUCAGUAAACUAAAUCGGUCUGUUUCUACAGGGAAGUUUUCUGGAAUUCUGAAUACUUACGCGGGUAAUACCAUUUAAUGAUUCUCUGUAGAGACACGCUGUUAGUCGCAAAUCAGUGAAUCAAAACUGCAGUUUCGUCCAUGACUCUGGACAAACGAUAUAUUUGCAGUUUUUCGUCAGCUCCUUUUCUUGGGACGAUCUGCUCUUCCGGAUCACCAACUUUCGACAAAGCCCUCUCGGCUGUCCAUUGCGAUUUGACCAGCAUUUUCAAUACAUGUACUAUGCUGUAGAAUCGGUCCCUGUUGCAAUUACGAAAACUCUCUUUUGACACAGAUCAGAACACACCAAUCUUCAUAAUGAAGAUCAGUCAGUCAUGCUUAAAUGACAAUUAGUCCUGAAUAAUAACCUGAUGAAAAUUGAGAUUCUCUCUAACCAUUCAUAUCAAACCACUGAUUGCAGUUUAGCUUAGUGUUUCACGCUGAAAUCUGUAUGUGUUUUCAACCAGAAUUCAUGUGUGUGUUAACAGUACACAACUAGACCUUAUAUACAUAUUUUAAUAUGGCAAUUUAUUGUUACAUCAUCCAUGUUGGGGGAUUUAUCUUGACAGUAAAUUCAUGGUUCUUAAAGGCCACCGUACACCUUACAGGUAGUCCAGAUCCGAUUUUGGAACAAUUUUGCUCAUUUUAUCUUUUUAUUUGAGGUUCAAAUUAAAUGCAAGAACACUAACAUAACAAUUUUGGAUGAUUGCAAGCCUUUAUUUUGAUGUAAAGGCCAAUUAAUAGAUUGCUAUGACGUCAUUAUGACUAGAUAUUAAGUUUGCUUUUAUUCUAAUAAGGAUAUCAGAGUCACAGAUUUAUAGUUAUUUGUUAGAACUUUACACAGUAAGAUCUGCCAUGUCUCAAUAUAAGCAUUAAAUUCUAGUACAUUUUAUUCCAAAAUCGGGUCGCAGAGUAGUCAUAAGGUGUGUGGUGGCCUCAAGAAGAAACAAAAAAAGCUGUUCUAUUUAGCUUUACAUUGAUAACCCAAAUCAUAUCGGUGCUGGUAUACAUUAUGUUGAAGCUAUGACUACCCCAUUUCUCUAGUAUUCUCUCUUUCUCUGACCGCUUUCUAUUUCAUUUUUUUCUUUCUUUCUCUCCUUUCUUUCCUUCCUCAGUUUGAACUCUUUAUGUAAUACUACUCUCUCUGUUUAGCUUUUCUUCUCAUUUCUCUCUUUCUUUCUUUCAAUUGAAUAUAUUUUUUGUCAUAACCCCACUGCCUAUUAAAGAAGACAGCCAUUCUCUGUGCGACUUUUAUCAUAUUUUAUCUUAUGCUUUAAUAGAUUACACCAUGUGCAAUGUUUAUGAUUAACAUAGUAUUUAUGUAAAAUAUGUGUCAUAUUUUGAUAGUACUCUAA
This is a messenger RNA of Lytechinus variegatus (green sea urchin), 7431 nucleotides long. RefSeq names its product rho GTPase-activating protein 29-like. The transcript is spliced from 26 exons. Gene Ontology annotation, biological process: activation of GTPase activity; signal transduction. Bases 1120 to 4623 code for a protein of 1167 amino acids. The record is from RefSeq and is a predicted model, not a curated record. Lineage: Eukaryota; Metazoa; Echinodermata; Echinoidea; Temnopleuroida; Toxopneustidae. Gene Ontology annotation, molecular function: GTPase activator activity.